CCAAGGCCGCUGCCCUGCGUGUGGCCGUCACCUUCCAGCCCGGCCCCCAUGACCCUCGCCCUCCAGAGCGGCCUGGCGUGGUGAGGGGCAAUGCCAGGGGCCAUGGACACGGGCCAGGCGUCCGGCCCGAGCAGUACUGGCGAUGGCGACAAGGACAGAUACCUGCAGGUGCUGUUACAGGAACUCUGCCAGCUCCAGGCCAAGCAGAGGAAGCUGAAGAGAGAGAUGCGGAAGUACAAGCGUUUUGAAGACUAUCUGAUUAAGGUCCUUGAGAAAAUCCCCAAGGGGCAGGAGACGGAGGAGGCCCAGGAGGAGGCCCUGGUGGAGGCCCUGGUGGAGCACUAUGGGAAGCUCUUCACCGUCAGCCAGGACAUCCAGAAGCACCUGGAGGCCUUCUCCAAGAUGAGCCAGGCCGUCCACCAGAGCCUGGAGUCCCUGGAGGAAAGCCAUCGAGCUCUUAUUCCGACCCUCAAGAUCCGGCUGUGCCAGCUGCAGAAGAGGUGUCACCGCAGGCAGGAGCAGUGGCAGUCGGGACGUGGUGUUGCCUUCCAGAAAGACACGGGCAGCCAUAGUAGCAAGUCAUGGUCAAACCAGCUGCUCAACUAUAUGCAAAUGGCCAUCGACAGCAUGGCCCAGCAGUGCUGCUCCUCUGACUGUGUGGAGCCCAAGAGCAUGGGCCUCUUCUCCAAGCUGGACCUGAUUCAGAAAUUUAUAUUGGACAAAACGGAGACCGUGAAAUUUAUCUUACUGCUCAUGGAACCCAGUGUGUGCUGGACAGGCGGUAGACACAAGGACCAGGGAUUCAGAAGUUGCCCCAGACCCUUCAGAAAAUGUCCGACGAGGCAAGAUAUCACCCCAAGGGCCCCCAUUCCCACCACCGAGCCUUCAGAGUGCCCCUGCCUGCGCUGACCCGCCGUCGGCCACCGGGCCGGCCAGCAUCACGACCAUCUCCUGACCUGCUUGGCC
This is a messenger RNA of Myotis daubentonii (Daubenton's bat), 966 nucleotides long. It is a transcript of the gene CCDC197, whose product is annotated as coiled-coil domain containing 197. The transcript is spliced from 7 exons. Lineage: Eukaryota; Metazoa; Chordata; Mammalia; Chiroptera; Vespertilionidae. The coding region runs from base 91 to 909 and encodes 272 amino acids. The record is from RefSeq and is a predicted model, not a curated record.